AUGGGAAAGGGAGGUAGUGGAAGCGGUUGCAGCGGGAGUAGCGGCAGCUGGAGCGGUGGCGGUGGCGGCGGCGGUGGCGGCGGCGGCUAUUGCAAGGGCCAGGACGGUUAUUAUCCUCGAACCCUGCCAAGGAAUAACAAGUUUAUCUCUGCUUUACAGAUUGAUGCAAUUGUAAACGCAGCCAAUUCCCGCCUCAUUGCUGGUGGGGGUGUCGAUGGAGCCAUUCACCGGGCUGCUGGGCCCUUUCUACAGGAGGAAUGCAAUUCCCUCCACGGCUGCGGCACUGGGGAAGCCAAGAUUACAAGUGGCUACAAUCUGCCUACUAAAUAUGUCAUUCACACGGUUGGCCCUCGGGAUGGUUCAGUGACAGCCCUGCAGUCCUGUUACGACAAGAGUCUCGCCUUCCACCACGAGCACAAAAUCAAGUCCAUCGCCUUCCCUUGCAUUGCCACUGGCAUUUACGGCUUCCCCAACCGUCUGGCUGCUCACAUCGCACUGCGUACAGCCAGAAAGUUCCUUGAGGCUAACGAAGAAAUGGAACGCAUCAUAUUCUGCACGUUCAUGCCGGUUGAUGUGGACAUAUACAAGACGUUAAUGCAGAUGUACUUCCCAGUGCACGGAUGGAAUUACAACGACGGGGCUUCAGUCUCUGAGUAAUUCAUAGGGACAGCCAUUCUUUUUGAAAUUUUUCAGGACAAACUAAUGUAAUGCGAUUAUCACACUGCACCGCGGUCCGCGUGGCGACAUAUAACGAAUCCCGCGCGCAAACGCGUUGUCAGUGUGUUGUGCCGCGCGUGUUUUCUAUACAAACUGAGGUACUUGCAUAUAAUGAUUAAAUCUGUAGUCCCGCGUACCGCGGCGGAGCGCGGUGCAGUGUGAUAAUCGCCUAAAAGGCAUUAUAUCAAACUAUUUUUUACAAUUGCCACCUCAACACUAAGCCAGUUGAGUUGAGUUCUGUAUACUCGUGUAAUCUUUGAGGCUAAAACAAAUUUGAGUCUUAUUUUGUGGCUGACAACGUCCAUUUAUUAUAACCCACCAAGAAGGCCUCCGUUUUUUCGAAUGAGGUAAAAACUGGCCUAACUAUUGAUAUAGUCAUUUAUUCAUGAUGUAAUUUUACUCGUAGACUAAGUCCAUGGCACAAGGUGCCGUUUUGUAUACGUAUAGCUUGAGUAUACUUUCUUUAUUUUUGCAUACAAGGGGAACUUU
Molecule: messenger RNA, 1206 nt
Organism: Ostrinia furnacalis (Asian corn borer)
Lineage: Eukaryota; Metazoa; Arthropoda; Insecta; Lepidoptera; Crambidae
Product: macro domain-containing protein RSc0334-like
Exons: 4
Coding region: 1-657 (218 amino acids)
Biological process (GO): purine nucleoside metabolic process; peptidyl-glutamate ADP-deribosylation; DNA damage response
Cellular component (GO): nucleoplasm
Molecular function (GO): ADP-ribosylglutamate-[protein] hydrolase activity
Source: RefSeq, a predicted model, not a curated record